This is a messenger RNA of Brassica oleracea var. oleracea, 657 nucleotides long. RefSeq names its product glutathione S-transferase T3-like. Lineage: Eukaryota; Viridiplantae; Streptophyta; Magnoliopsida; Brassicales; Brassicaceae. The transcript has a single exon. The record is from RefSeq and is a predicted model, not a curated record. The coding region runs from base 1 to 657 and encodes 218 amino acids.
AUGGAUUAUAAUCCAUAUACGAGUGGGUAUAAUUUCAGUGAUCUUCUUCAAAGUCAAACUGGUUUUGGUUCAUCAGAAGCUCCUGGAUUUGGAACUCAACAGAACCCGGAUUGCAACCUCGGUGCAGAGACCCCUGUAGAGCGCCGUGAAUGCAAGAAAUGGACCAGCUCAGAUGACAUUUUGCUCAUCACCUCAUGGUUAAACACGAGCAAAGAUCCAGUCACGGGUAAUGAGCAAAGAUCAGGCGCUUUCUGGAAUAGAAUAGCGGCCUACUUUGAGGCAAGCCAGUCUGCAGAGUGCGAACGGAGAGAGCCGAUGCAUUGUAAGCAUCAGUGGCAGAAGAACAACGAAGCUGUGUGCAAGUUCUCUGGCUCGUUCGAGGCUGAAACAAGGGAGAAGACCAGUGGACAAAAUGAGACUGAUGUUCUAAAAAAAGCGCAUGAGAUCUACUACAAUAACCAUAAGAAGAAGUUCAACCUUGAGCAUGCGUGGAGGGAGUUGCGCUAUGACCAGAAAUGGUGCUCUCUUUCAAGCUCUAGAGACGUUGGAAGCUCAAAAAGAGGAAGUUUGACGACGCUACCGAAUCAGAAACAUCUCAAGCGACUGAAAGCAAGACGUCCGAGUGUGAUGAAGGCAACACUCGUCCCCUGGGUGUGA